UGUCGACCUUGGGAGCUGAGAGCUCCCCUCGAGGCGCAUAUAAAGAAGUGAACAGAUGCGGCGGCCGUUGCAGAGAGAGAAACUCUGGAACGUAGCCGCAGCGCGAACUUGGUCUCCUUUUCUCUUAGUACUUACGAACCCGAAGCAGCAGUCGGUCGACUGACAUUGGCCGCAUUCACUUCCGCGCUCCUCUUUUAACUUCGCCGCCGCGCCGUUGCUUCCGCCGCGCACCGUCUGCCGCCGGAAGGGAUUGGCAGACGACAUUUCGACUGACAGACGAACACGGUGACUCUACGGAGGAAGUAAUUCCAGCAGCCGUCGCCGCCACGCGAGGGGAAGUGUUGGAACUAGUGAACAAACACCACGUCCAUUCGAAAGGAUUUGCCAUAGGAAUCAAACGACGCCCUCACGCACCAUCAUGCCACAUCUCAGGCCGGGGGAUGACGAGUUCGGCGAGCACAAUGUCAUCGUGACGCGCGUUCAGCUGGAGGAUUUCCGGAAGAAGAUUCUCGAGGAGAUGGCUGCACACCCAGAGCUGUACCACCCGAAGGACGUGCAGCGGAUCAGCGAGAACGACGACCUCUGUCGGCGAUACGUGCGCCACAAGGACCUCGACAUUCCGGCGGCGCUCACCUGGGCGAAGCACUCGCUCCGCUGGAGGAAGCAGUCCGGCAUCAACGAUGCGACGGAGGAGGGUUUCCCAAUCGAAUUCUUCCACCACGGGACGCUCGUUCCAUACAACACGGACAAGUUCGGAAGCCACGUCUUGACCCUGCGCGUGAAACAUCACCGCAAGGAUUCCUCGAUGGUGGAGGAGAUGCGCAAGUAUUUCGCCUUCUUCAUGGACAAGAUCAUGUUCGAGAAGGACGCGCUCAGAGUGACCGUCGUGUUCGAUUGCACCGACGCCGGCGUCAGCAAUGUGGACAUGGAACUCGUCAAGUUCAUCGUCAUGAUCUUCAAGGAACUGUACCCGUGGGCACUAGGGUACAUCAUUGUCCACAAUAUGCCAUGGAUUCUUAACGCUGUGUGGAAGAUAGUGAAGACCAUGCUCCCGUCCGACGGUGUGCAACGCGUGAUAUUCACCAGCAAGGACAGCCUCCUGCAGUACAUCGACAGGAGGAACCUGCCCAAGUACAUGGGAGGAGAGGAUACCUACGUGUACCAGUACCAGAAGGGCAACCCCCUCGGCGACAGGUGUCCGCGAUGCACGCAUCCCAAGGUGGCCAUACCAUGAACAUUUCAAAGAAGCUCACCGAAUGUCAGCGUUGACCGCCCGCGGAGAGGAGACUGUGAUACGUCCGCAUCAAAGUUCGAGAGAGCAACCCCUUCUCGGCAGGUCUCUGCGACGACGGUGCCAGCCGUGCUGUUCUGGAUACUGUCGAAUUCCGCCACAUAUUGUCCACUUCUGCAACGACGGCGUCUUGAACCAACGAGAGGGGCUCUAGCAGCCCCGCGAGCCAAUCAGCUAGAACUGACAAGACGCCGAGUUCGACAAUGCGGCGGAAUUUCGCAAUGCCCAGAAUGGCAGGUCACGACUAGGUGCACCGUACCGACCGAACAGGAAGACGAAGCCAUUUCCGUGGUCCGGAACAACGCCGACAAUCGCUACGCCUGUUCUGUAUUUGCACUUUCAUACAUCCCGAUCCACCCACCUUGAAUCUGUCGGAAGCUAGGAAGGUGUCUUUUAUAUAUAUAUAUAUACAUUUGAGCUAGUCGGUAAUGAUGAACGUACGAUGGUGUGCUUUCCGUGUGCGAUACUUUUUUGGAUAUAUGGCGCUUGAUCUGUAAAGACAGCAGUGACCAGAGAUGAGAAUAUAGAUAUAACGUUGUCUGUCGAUCAUAAAACUGAACUCACGUCGUAAUUUAAUAGCCGGUUAUGCAGUUCCCUUAUUGGACGACAUAUAAAUAACUAUCAGACAUAAUAUAAACGACUGUGUGGUUGAGUAUAUACAUCCAUCCAUACGUGUACAGUCUUGGGCCCUGAGGGCACUUUCUUUCAGUUUUAAAAAGGAAAUCUACUUCUCUGUCGCUUGGACGACACCUAUAAUAGACAUUUCCUGCUUUUUUUUUUCUCUCUUUCUCUGUCUGCCAUUCAAAUCUUAAUUUAUAGCCGUUACCAGUGGCCGUACUUAGUUCCCCUACAUGUACUGGAUCUGAGCAUGGUGGCAGCUGCCAUCGCCCCGUUUCAAAGGGGACGCUUUACCCUUCCAUCCAUCCAUCCAGAGAGGUCUCGUGUGUACGUGUCUCUCUGUCUUAAAGUAUUUCCGCGUUUUUUAAAUGUUGUUGUGCUUUACUUCUUCUGUUUGAGGAAAUAUUUGCCAGGCGGUCAGAGUUCUUUUGGAACGUUAUCUUCACGUCCAAUCGUUGUCGAGUACUCUAUUGACGAGCGUGAGCGGCAAUAACGUGGCGACGACAAGCAACAAAACAGUUCUGUGCAGCGCGGCGCAUCAUCCUGCUGGAUGCGGUGUCGUGCGGAAGGGGAAUUGCCACCGAAAAGGAUCGUUACAGAGUGCGCGGUUCAGCACUGUAAAUAGGCAAACGUUGGUAUACAUGCACACGUGACGCAUCAUACCUUUCUCCCUCCUGCCCUCUCUCUCUUUUAAUCCCAUCUCCUCCACCCCGCUGGCGCUGAGCCGUGCUCCCGCCUGGGUUGCAGAAAAUAGUGCUAGCCUUUCCUCCUUCCCCAGAAGAACCACUUCUCAUCAUUUCUUUUUAUUUGCUCCUCUGCAUGCAGUUGUACAAACUAUGUCAAUAAAAAAAACUAUAUUUUGUGAAAACUUG
Dermacentor albipictus is the source of this 2781-nucleotide messenger RNA. RefSeq names its product motile sperm domain-containing protein 2-like. Gene Ontology annotation, cellular component: endoplasmic reticulum-endosome membrane contact site; endomembrane system. The record is from RefSeq and is a predicted model, not a curated record. Lineage: Eukaryota; Metazoa; Arthropoda; Arachnida; Ixodida; Ixodidae.